CUGGCAGUGAAUGCGUUCUGCGCGCGUCGUAGUAAUAACUUGUUUCCUGGACAGAACGCAACGCGCUCCGUUCCAACUCAAAACGUACCCCAAUUUCAAAGAACAACAACCAUAUAGAACUGGAACAAUAACGAAACGAUACGAAACGAAACAAAAAGAAAUCUAAUCGCGGGGUGCGCAGUAAUCGGAAUCGUAAUCUCAAUCGUUUUGAUAGUGCGUGGUCCGCUAAUCAUAAUCCGUUAGUGGCUAAGAUUGAAACAGUGGGCCACAAAAGCGAGACGAAUAUGUAGUAUUGUCUCUGGACUUUUCUUAUUGGGCCAAGUGGGCAGGCAGGCAAGUGUUCAAUUAAUUGUUGGUAAUGAAAAAACUAAGCUGAAUGGAAAGCUAAGCUGACAGUAAACUCCAUUUAUAUGCAACGAAUUUGUAACAAGUCGAACGGAAAACCAGCUUGUCGCCUUUCAAAAAGAAAAACAAUAACAAGAACAGAGAAAAAAGAAAACAACAACAACUGCCAGCGAUCAGCAGGCAGACAGCAAGCAGCAACGGAACAGCGACGAAAACAAAGAAUCAAGUGGAAAACAAAGAACGCGAGCACAAGGCAACAAAACAAAAAGCAAAGACUGGAGCAGCAAUAACAACAACAACGAGAACAACAACGAGAGCAAGAGCAAUACCAGCAACAAGUAAUAAGAAAUAACAAAUAACAAAUAACAAAACCAGAACGCACAAGUAUCUAUCAGCUACAAACGACAACAACUCCUAUGUAUAGCGUGUCGGGUCGCAGUGGAAUUAAUAAUAAUAAUAAGAGAAGACGAGCACAAAAAAAACGGCAAUAAUAAGCUAAACAUUUUGACUACAUUUUUUGUGCGCAUUCAGCGUAAAUAGCGACAAAUUAUUAAUUAAGACGACAAAUGUUUGGCUGGCGUCUCAGUAACUGCAAGCCAGAGCGAGAGCAUCUUAUUUACAACAGCAAGUGCAAGCGAGAGACAGCAGCACUCAGAAGAGAGAGAGAGAGUGUGUGUGUUUGGGAGCGCGGCUGCAAUUUAAUUGUGCGUGUUUCAUUUCCAUUUCGUUGCGCACAACGUGAACAGCUGAGCUGCUUAGCUGCGCCGUCAACGUCGACGUCGCUAUUUCUGCUUGAUAAGCUUUUUGUUGCUGAUUGUUUUUUUCGUAUUUUCAAGUGCAUGCGAUCAACUCGAUCUUUGAUUUGGAUCUCAACACAAUCUCAUGCUCUCGCACGCUCACUCACACUCACUUACUAAAAAGACAUCUUCCGCAGGCCGUGUCAUUGUGUUAUCAGUCAAUGGCACGGAGCACAGAGACUUGCUACAUUUUCUGCAGCGCCAAACUAAUUUUAUAGCAAGCAGACGACAGUCAGAGAACAACUACAAGAACAAUUGCAUCGGUGCAACCUUCAAAAGCUUUCAACGCCUGCUGCUUGCAAACUGAAAUACUCAACCAGAAACUGAUACAGAGAUAAUGUCACAUGCCACCAGCAAUGAUGUGGCACAGCAGCUGCCCCAUCAAGAGGAUCUCACAGUGCAAAACAAAUCAAAGUCCAACACUUUGAACUCGCAACAUAAUGGAAACACAAUGGGCCUUGGAUACAGCAGCAGCUCGGAGACGUAUUCGCUGCUAGACAUGAUACUGGACGCCUUGAGUCUACGCAAUCUAUCGUCCAAGGAUAUUGGCUCACUGAUAAUGUUGGGCUUCAUGUUUCUGCUGUUUGUGAUAAGCGUGACCGGAUUCUUUGUAAUGUGGUUCACCGAAUACUAUAAUAAUACCAUGCUCCAGAAACUAGUACUCGCUAAUAAUUCGGAGACAGCCAAGAGUUGGAUGAAUCCAGAAACUGAUUACGAUACUGUACUCAAGGCCCACAUCUUCAACUAUACCAACAUUGAAGAGUAUCUGGACGGACGGGCGGAUAAGAUGCAUGUUGUGGAUCUGGGUCCAAUCACCUACCAGGAGCACACGGUGAAGGAUGAAGUGUCCUUCAACGAUAAUUACACAGUUACCUUUAGGGAUCGCAAAUCAUACAAGCUUCUGUCGAAUAAGUCAACAAUACGGGAAGAUGAUGUGGUGCUGGUGCCCAAUGUGCCCUUAAUCUCGGCUGCGGUGCAUAUUAAGCGGUUUCCUCUGCUUCAGCGUGCGGGUAUCACGAUGUUUAUUGCCCAGUUUUUGAAGGAGCCGCUCUUUAGGCGCCUGACUGUCCAUGAAUAUCUAUGGGGCUAUCCGGACAAGAUCAUCAGUAUGAAGUCUCUCCAGUCUAUCGGUCGCGGAAAGACGCAUUUUGGCCUACUGAGAACCCGCAAUGGCACCAGCGUGGACUCGGUUCAAUUGAACACUGGCGAAGAUGACAUCUCAAAGUUCAGCAUCAUCACACAGUUCAAUGGGAAGCCGCAGCUGGAUUUCUGGGAGGGUGACGAGUGCAAUAGCAUCAAUGGCAGUGAACCCUCCAUGUUCUCACCCAGCAUAUUGCAGGAACGCAGACCAGUGAAUGUCUUCCUGCAGGUGCUGUGCCGCAAGGUUCCGCUUCACUUUGAGAGGGAGGAGACCAUAUACGAUGACAUCAAUGUUUUGCGCUAUCGCACGCCAAUGGACGUGUUUGCCCAUCCUUCCGAGAAUCCGGCUAAUGAAUGCUACUGCAGGAACACCGAUCUCUGCUUGCCGAGCGGGGUCAUCAAUGCGACCAGAUGCUACGAUGAUUCGCCCAUCUUUCCCUCAUUCCCGCACUUCUUCUCUGGCGAUCCUGUACUGUACAAGAACUUUGAGGGCAUCAAGCCGGAGGCCGAACUGCAUCAGACAUUCGCCGAUAUCCAUCCGCGUUUCGGCUUCCCUGUCGGUGGCGCCUCCCGCGUACAAAUCAACAUAAUGGUGGACAAGACGCCGCUCCUGAUAAAUCAAGCUUAUCACCUGGAGAAUGGCACCAUCUUACCCCUGAUUUGGAUUGAGAUAACCGCUGGUGACCUUAACGACGACCUGCUGCGCACGCUCUACAUCAGCACAUUUGGCCUGGACGCCAUACAGCUGGCCCUCAAAUACGGCACCCUUUUGGUAUCGGUCACCAUGUUCAGCCUGAUCGUAGCGAGCGUUUACUAUCUGAACAGCAGGCGCGACGAACAGCAGCUGGAGCAUAACAAGUCCUCAGCCGAGCUGGAGGCUCUCAAUGGGGGACCAGGAAGUAGCGGCGUUGUUGUGGUCCAAGUGCAUGUGGCACACAGCGUCGGUCAUUCGCAUCAUGGGGGUCAUGAGUGCCAUUAACAAUUUGUUGUAGUUGUAGUUGUAGCUGUAGUUGUGGUUGAGAUUGGGGGAGCGGGUGGGGUGGGUAGCAUUAAGUAUGCAGCCCAAAGGAGAAACGCGUUAGUGUGCCUUAAAAAACAAAGAGAUUUUCGAAUUUGUCAUGAUGUAGCUUAGAUUAGUAUUAGCCUAGAACAAAAACUGUAGACUUAAUAAAUUGUAUAUAUGUAUAA
This is a messenger RNA of Drosophila innubila, 3470 nucleotides long. RefSeq names its product lysosome membrane protein 2. The record is from RefSeq and is a predicted model, not a curated record. Bases 1480 to 3261 code for a protein of 593 amino acids. Lineage: Eukaryota; Metazoa; Arthropoda; Insecta; Diptera; Drosophilidae. The transcript has 7 exons. Gene Ontology annotation, cellular component: cytoplasm; membrane. Gene Ontology annotation, molecular function: scavenger receptor activity.